AUGCUAUUCCCGUAUACUGCACAGGUGGAUACGUACGAGUGGAUGAGCAUAUCCGAUAGCUGCGGUCCAGACAGACCCACUUGCAUGAAACUGGACUUCAUAGAGCAACCGGAUCUUCCGGAUCCCGAUAAGCCGGUUCCCCCAGCAGGCGGUCAAAUUCCACUGGAGACAUUGGCACAGGCUAUCGUGAAGCAGUUCCGUUUGAAGAACGCAAACUACAUGUACAACGUCAUGAUGCUUCCGCAUGGCGGCGACUUCCGAUUUGACACGGAGUACGAAUGGGAAAAGCAGUACCGGAACUUGAAGAUAUUCAUGAAAUACGUCAACGAGCGCAAGGAUUUUAACGUUCAGAUGCGGUUUGGUACGCUGAAGGACUUCUUUCUUGAAGUUGGUCGGCAGACCGAAAAAUAUGGUCUAAACUACCCAGUGGUCACCGGAGACUUUUACUCGUACACUGAAAACCAGGAAUACUGGACCGGGUACUUCACCACGCGCCAGUUUGACAAGCGUCUAGGUAGAGAGGUUCUGGAGAGUCUUCGGAGCGCGGAGAUUUUCGCCGCCAUCGCCAUCAGCGGGCAAGUUGACGGUAAUGUAAGGCAGAAAAUUAUGAGGGAUCUUGUGCUCGCGCGCAAAAAUCUCGGCAUUUUUCAGCACCACGAUGCCAUUACGGGAACCUCCAAAGAGCAUGUGGCGCACAACUAUGAACUCCUGCUAACGUCAGCGUUUACGUCAACGCAGCGCGUGCUAGCUUCCGCUGUGCAGCUGCUGCUUAGUGGUGAUGGUGCAAAAUCAAAAAUGGCCGAUCUCAUGCCGAGCGAGGCCUUCUGA
Messenger RNA from Dreissena polymorpha, 828 nucleotides. Its product is annotated as alpha-mannosidase 2x-like. The record is from RefSeq and is a predicted model, not a curated record. Bases 1 to 828 code for a protein of 275 amino acids. Gene Ontology annotation, biological process: protein deglycosylation; N-glycan processing; mannose metabolic process. The transcript has a single exon. Gene Ontology annotation, cellular component: Golgi membrane. Gene Ontology annotation, molecular function: alpha-mannosidase activity. Lineage: Eukaryota; Metazoa; Mollusca; Bivalvia; Myida; Dreissenidae.